AUGAAGGAUUCAGCAGACUACGAAUUUCCAUUUCUAGAAGAAGUCUACACUCCUGCCGAGCAACCUAAGAUCGACUUCGUUUUUGUACACGGUCUCAAUCCUCGCGGUCGAACCGACCAUGCCUUCGAAACAUGGACACAUCAGAAUGGAACCUUCUGGCCACGAGAUUACCUCCCUCAAGACAUCCCUCAGGCUCGCGUUUUCGUCUAUGGCUAUAAUUCAUAUGUCACAAACCCCCAGGCGAUGUCAAAUGCGAGUGUGAAAGACCAUGCGAAUACAUUGUUGAACUUGUUGGACAUGGAGCGCAGUCCGCAGGUGAAUGCACGGCCUCCGAAGAUCAUCUUCAUCGGACACAGCUUAGGUGGACUGGUGAUCAAACAGGCUUUAUUGAAUGCGCAAGAGGACCCCAAGUAUACUUCCAUCCGGACGGGCACGUACGGACUUGUUUUCUUCGGCACUCCACACCACGGUACCAAAGGCGUUGAACUAGGAAAGAUUGCGGCCAAGGUCGCCAAGUUCGUAUCCAAGGGCCAUGCCAGCAACGACCUUCUCGAUUGCCUGGAGCACAACUCCCUGUUCACUAGACAGAUGAGUAGCCGAUUCUGCCACCAACUGGAAGACUACCGAGUGAUCAGUUUCAUCGAGGGAAAGGAGGUUCUCUUGGGAGGGGCAGGCCCGGCUUCUAUCAGUCAUUUGGUAGUAGACGAAGAGUCCGCCAUCCUUGGACUCCCUGGGAACCGCGAGACGCGUCUCAAACUAGAUGCGGAUCACUCCCAGAUGUGCAAGGUCGGCAAUCGAGGGGCGAUGUACCGGCUUAUCAAGGGCAAUAUCAAACAGAUUGCCGACCAGCUGUUGGUCACGGAACAGGGUUAUAUUCCCCAGCCGUCGCCAUCUCCGCGCGCGGGACCACCAUUGCCACCGCGACAUACCAACAGCAGCGCUCCCUAUCCUCCUCCCGGCAUAGCUUCGCAACAGGCGACACAGCGAGUCAUCGGAGCCCUAUAUAACCCUGUUGACAAUGAUCCACGGUCGGUUGAAGCGGCCGAGCACAAGAAUAAAUGGAAGUGGGACGACGCACGGAGGGUGGAGUAUACCAUCUUCCAGGAGCACUUGCGCACUCUCGGUGCAGACCACCAUAGCACGUUGCAGGUCGGCUAUAAUUUGGCAGAGAUCGAUCUUGAGUCGGGGUAUAUCGGCAAAGCGGCCGAAUGGUGCCAAUGGGUGUCGAACAACAGUCAGCGCGUGUUCGACAAGCGCCAUCCACUUACGAUGAGAGCCGAAAGCUUGAUGGGUGAGAUCCUUGUGUCUCAGGGUAAACAACAGGAGGGAGAGUCCGUGUGUGCCAAUGUCCUCGCCCGGCAGCAGAUGACGAUUGGAGAAGAUGAUGUCGACACAUUGGAGACACGCCGUCGACUGGCGAACGCAUAUAGCUCGGUUGAGCGACGAGAUGAGGGCAUUGCUACUGCCAAGAAGCGUACGGAGUCUCUCAAACGAUUACUGGGUGAAAAUCAUAUCAAGACGUACGCCUCGGUACUUGACACCAUCGAAUUGAUAGUCGCCAAACUCUCAAGCAACAACAACAACACCGUGAUGGCUAUGACCCUGUAUCAGACGGGUACGGACGAGAUAGUCAAUGUUACCCAAGAGGCCUCCCGGGAGCUGAACAACUUGCUGGGCCCUCGGCACCCACUUUCUAUUCGCAGUCUCCGGCUGCUUGGUGCGUGUCAGAUUUUUGCUUCAGGUGGAAUUACAGAGCCAUCCGAAACGCUACGACGAGCGUUGGCCACGGCUGAAGAGAACCUCGGUUCUGACAACCCGGAGACCAUUCAAAUCGUGAUUUAUAUGGGUCUAAUGUACGCUAAACAAAGCAACCCAUAUAGUUACGCUUUCUCCCAGCAAAACCUCGAUCUGGCACUGCCUUGGUUUCAACGAUAUCUGGACUGGGCCCGAAGCAGGGAUAUUAUGAGCAGCCCUGACCCUCAGGCGGUGUUGGGCAUGCUAGGCAAUAUGUACAUGGCCAAAAGAGACUAUCAACAGGCGCAGAAUUACUACGAGCAGCUGGUCAAUGCAUGUCAGAAGGCAAACAUUCCGGUUCCGGCCGACGUGCCGAACAUGCUAGAGCUGUGUCGGAUGAACACCAGGCUGAUGUCGCCGUACAGAAAUUCAUCGGGCAUUGAAUCACUACUUUCCUCCUUCAAACGAUUAUAG
Messenger RNA from Aspergillus pseudonomiae, 2208 nucleotides. RefSeq names its product LipA and NB-ARC domain protein. The record is from RefSeq and is a predicted model, not a curated record. The transcript has 6 exons. Gene Ontology annotation, molecular function: protein binding. NCBI's taxonomy places the organism in Eukaryota, Fungi, Ascomycota, Eurotiomycetes, Eurotiales, Aspergillaceae. The coding region runs from base 1 to 2208 and encodes 735 amino acids.